Staurois parvus is the source of this 342-nucleotide messenger RNA. NCBI's taxonomy places the organism in Eukaryota, Metazoa, Chordata, Amphibia, Anura, Ranidae. The record is from the annotation of a GenBank genome assembly.
GCACUGACUAGUGCACUGAUGGGUGACACUGAAAGGCAGCUCAGAUGGGCACUGAUCUGUGGCAUUGAUGUGCACUGGUGUGCACUGAUAUGUGGCAUUGAUGUAGCACUGAUGGGCACUGGCACGAGGCACUGACAUAAGGCACUGAUGGACACUGACAGGUGGCACUGCUGGGGCUACACUGAUCAUCAGGGCACACUGAUCAUCACUGUCAGCGUGACAGCUCGAGAGGAGAGAAAUGCCGAUAACCGGCAUUUCCCUGUACAUGUGAUCAUCUUUGAUUGGACACAGCUGAUCACAUGACUGAGCCGACAUCUUUGGCUCUUUCCGUGAUCAGUGAUC